CACGAGCCAUGGGCCAUGUGAGCACAUCUACACGAUUUGCCUGGUAACUUCGAAGCACCUAGCCGACGUGUGUACGGCACUCAGCUUAUGUUGGGGAAUUUGAUCCGGCCUAGGUCACUUGGCAGUUGUGGAGUUGAGGUGCAUACAGGAUACAGCUGCAUUAACUCUAACCUCCCCUAUUUCCGGACCGGCCAUAAGUAUUGAGCGUGUAUGUCACCGUUCACAGUUCACUUCCUCUUCCAUGAAGUUCUCCUGGUCCUCCACCACUCCGGCUCCCGGGCUUCGGCUCCCUCGCAGGCUCGCACGCACGCACAUAACCACUCUAUACAUAUCCUUAGCAUACCCACUCGCAUCUCAUCGCUUGGUGUAACGGCAGCGGGCGGCAACGGCAACGGCAGCGAGCGUCCUGAAACGAAACGAAACGGCAACCUUGUUUCUGCCAAACUGCUUGGGUGCUUGAAUGUGCUUGGUUGGGUGCUUGGUCCGAUGGCGAUGGGCAUUGGCAUGUGGCAUAGCACGGUCAGCGCUUGUGCUUUAACGCCAUCGCAAUAAAUAGCUCCCGACACGACAGUGUCUAUGCGCGCGGUAUAGAGUAAUAUGGUAG
Messenger RNA from Tricharina praecox, 604 nucleotides. RefSeq lists its product as uncharacterized. The record is from RefSeq and is a predicted model, not a curated record. Bases 211 to 552 code for a protein of 113 amino acids. The transcript has a single exon. Lineage: Eukaryota; Fungi; Ascomycota; Pezizomycetes; Pezizales; Pyronemataceae.